GCGACGCUUGAGGAGCGGGUGUGGAGGGCAAGGCUUUUCACGUAGGAGUUACGGGAUUGAACUGCGAGCGUGGUCCUGGGGCCCAUCUCGUCAAGAGUAUUCAACGGGCCUUGGCGCGUCAAGGACAAUGCGAUGCCCAACCAUCCGCAGAUUUUCAUCCAUCCAUCCCGGCCGAAGCGUCCAUCGAAUCAUCCAUCCGACUCGCCCAUCGUGAUCAGCAUCCGCGGCCUCUAUGAGAUGGAUGGAUGUGAUAAACGGUCACUACAUGGAGCUUUCGUCGGAAUGGGCAUUGGGGCAUCAUCGGCAUGCCACGCGGUUGCGCGUUCGAGAUGAGCUACGGAAACAGAUGGAUAUGGGAAGGAGCAAGGACUUUUCGUGCACCAAAUUAUCGCACAAUGAAGAUGUCCCAGUCCAGCGGAGUAGGAGUUCAAGACACGGCCGUUGAGGCCUUCCAGGACCUCAAGCUGAAGAAGAAGUACCGCUUCAUCAUCUUCAAAAUCAACGAUACCAACACAGAAAUCGGUGUGGAGAAGACGGUAGAGACCGGAGACUACGACUCCUUUGUUGGUUCCCUUCCCCCAGACCAAUGCCGGUACUGCGUGUACGACUUCCAAUACGACACCGCCGGAGAGGGUACCAGGAACAAGAUCCUCUUUUACGUGUGGUCCCCUGACACGUCUAAGAUCAAACAAAAAAUGCUUUACGCCGCAUCUAAGGAUGCCUUGAGGAAGAAGCUGGACGGUAUUUACACCGAGAUCCAGUGCACCGACUUGUCUGAAGUCAGCUACGAAACCGUUUUGGACAAGGUCACCCGUAUGACCAGCUAAAUUCUCGUCACGCCCUCGCGAAUCCCAACCUCUGAUGGAUAGCUAUCUCCGUACUUUUACGCUAUUGCAAUAUAUCUGAAUUGUAUACCAAAAUAUGGAUUUCCUCCCGC
This is a messenger RNA of Fimicolochytrium jonesii, 937 nucleotides long. RefSeq lists its product as uncharacterized. Gene Ontology annotation, molecular function: actin filament binding. The coding region runs from base 306 to 827 and encodes 173 amino acids. Gene Ontology annotation, biological process: cell motility; actin filament depolymerization; actin filament severing. Gene Ontology annotation, cellular component: actin cytoskeleton; actin cortical patch; cytoplasm. Lineage: Eukaryota; Fungi; Chytridiomycota; Chytridiomycetes; Spizellomycetales; Powellomycetaceae. The record is from RefSeq and is a predicted model, not a curated record. The transcript is spliced from 4 exons.